GGAUUAAAUUUCCGACCUUUUAAUUAAGGGACAAAACAGUGAAACACAAUGGCAACUCUAGAGGUUGCCAUAUAUCAUACAAUAUUUAUCGUCAUCCUUGUCAUUUCACUAUUUUUUUUUGGUAACUUAGCCAGAAAAAAGUAAGAACCAUUCAACGUUUCCUUCAUGAUUCAACUACAAUAUGGAAAAGCAAGCGAAAUAUCCUUUCAUCAAACCGCAGUUGAAAAGUCUCUAUUAUUGCUGCUGAAACCUUUAUAUACAAGUACGUCUCAGUAAUAUUAGUGGUUUACAAUCAAAGUUUUUCCAGAGGAAGGAAGGAUAACAUGAUGACGAUUCUGAAGAAUCCUUCGAAAAUCCUACAUCUGUGUAGGAAAUGGGCUUCGGAUCUCGAUUUUAUGAAGCUGAUACUGCUACUCCCACCACUUCUCUUCAUUGUUUAUGUGUUCUUCUGUUCUGUUUCUAGUAAUCCUUUUUCGUAUUUGGGGGUCAGUGUUCACAGUUCUGCUUCAACGACUUUCUCUAUAACUUUUGCAAAUCAAACAGAAAGGAUACGUCAUAUAGAAGAGCUGAAUCGAUCAAGAAUUGCCGUGUGUUUAGUAGGUGGAGCUCGAAGAUUUGAACUUACUGGACCAUCAAUUAUACAGAAAGUUCUUAAUGUUUAUGCAAAUUCUGAUUUAUUUGUUCAUAGUCCUUUGGAUGAUAAAGCUUAUAAACUUUUACUGUUAAAAUCUGCUCGGAGUAUUGCCGGAGUUAGAAUAUUCCGGCCACAACCUAUGCCGGAAACUGAGUCACAACUCCGAGUUCUCACUGCUCAAAACUCACCUAAGGGUAUACAGGGAUUGCUGCAAUAUUUCAAUCUGGUAGAGGGUUGUUUGACGAUGAUCCAGGACUACCAAAAUCAGAACAACUUCACUUACGACUGGAUCAUCCGAACAAGAGUUGAUGGCUACUGGUCAGUUCCAUUAGGCCCCGAAAACUUCAUUCCCGGUUACUACCUAGUCCCUCCAGGUUCCUCCUACGGGGGCCUAAAUGAUCGCCUUGGAGUUGGCGAUUACAAUACUUCAGUUGUUGCUCUUUCGAGGCUCUCUAUGAUUCCUCAGCUGGAUUCGGCAGGGCAUCGUCAGCUCAACUCAGAAAGCGCGUUCAAAGCACAACUUACAACUCAGAAUGUUCCUUACCUAACUAUGCGCUUACCCUUUUGCGUGGUAACAGAUCGUCAGUAUGAAUUUCCACCCUCCCAUUAUGGUGUUCCUGUUGCAGCACUUUCUAGCCGAGGCCCCUUAAGUGGAGCCAAAUGCCGGCCUUGCACGCCUGCAUGCACCGGGUCGUGCGUUGAGCCCACCAUGAGUAUACUAGAUAAAGGAUGGAGCUGGACGGAUUGGGCUAAUAACUCAAUUGAGCUAUGUGAUGCUCACACCGAGUGGGAGAGCGGAUGGGAGAAAGUAUUCGACAGAGUGGCAGGUAAAAAACUUGCGGCAGCCAGAAAGAGAAUUGAAAGCUUGAAAUUGGAUCAAUGUGUUAAGGAAUUCGCUGAGAUGAUGAAUAAAACCGCACAUUGGGAGGCUCCAUCAGGGUCAGAAAUAUGUAGUUUAGGUUUGUUAAACUCUCCCAGAAGCUAGAAGUAGUAGUAUAUUAGUAUUGAGUUACUAUAUAUUGUUUGAUUUCUUGAAAAGUCCCGGCAUACAUAGCGGAUUUUGUAUUUUGUAUAGGUUAAACAGGUAGAAAUGUUGGCAUGAAUGUAGCAAAGGGGAGAAAUCAGAUGUUCUUAGUUUGGAACCUAAAAAAUUUCGAGGAAAUGAGAUCUCUUGGCCGCUCA
Messenger RNA from Capsicum annuum, 1816 nucleotides. RefSeq lists its product as uncharacterized. Bases 324 to 1619 code for a protein of 431 amino acids. The transcript has 2 exons. The record is from RefSeq and is a predicted model, not a curated record. NCBI's taxonomy places the organism in Eukaryota, Viridiplantae, Streptophyta, Magnoliopsida, Solanales, Solanaceae.